AUGGACUACGACGUCAUCGCCAACCAGCCAGUGGUUAUUGAUAAUGGAUCUGGAGUCAUUAAAGCCGGAUUCGCUGGCGAGCAACAGCCGAAAGUUCGAUUCGCCAAUUUUGUCGGACGACCAAAAUAUCAUCGUGUUAUGGCUGGAGGACUAGAAGGGGACAUAUUCAUUGGUUCGAAAGCCGAAUCGAACCGUGGCUUGUUCUCCAUCGAGUAUCCAAUGGAGCACGGAAUUGUCAACAACUGGAGCGAUAUGGAAAAGAUUUGGGAAUAUAUUUUCGGCCCGGAGCAGUUGCAGAUCUUCCCUGAAGAGCAUCCUGUUUUGCUCACCGAUGCUCCGUUGAAUCCCCUGAAAAAUCGCGAAAAGUCGGCAGAAAUCUUCUUCGAAACAUUUAACGUUCCCGCACUAUAUAUUCAAAUGCAAGCUGUUCUUUCGCUGUAUGCUACUGGAAGAACGACAGGAGUCGUUUUGGACUCCGGAGAUGGAGUCACUCAUGCUGUCCCAAUCGUCAAAGGAUUUGCUAUGAAGCAUGCAAUCCAACGAAUGGACUUGGCUGGUCGUGAUGUUACCGAGUACCUUCGUGUUCUUCUCCGCCGCGAGGGAUACGAGUUCCAUCGAAGCAACGAGUUCGAAAUCGUCAGAGAAAUCAAGGAGAAUUCUUGCUACCUAGCUUCAGAUCCAACCAAAGUCGAAGGAAACUCUGUCAAGCAAGUUUAUUCGCUUCCGGACACAACCAAAGUGGAACUUUCAAACUCGCUGUUCCGUGCACCGGAAGUUCUUUUCAAACCAGAUUUGAUCGGCACAGAAUGGCCAGGAAUGGCGCAUCUUAUCAAUCAGUCAAUUAUGAAGUGUGACAUUGAUCUCCGACAAACGCUGUACAGCAACAUAGUUUUGAGCGGAGGAACAACAUUGUUCAAAGGUUUUGGAGAUCGUUUGCUCGGCGAAGUGCGAAAGAUCGCUCCAUCCGACGGAAAGAUCAGAAUUUCGGCCUCACAAGAACGAUUGUCUCUCACAUGGAUCGGAGGAUCAAUCGUAGCAAGUCUCGAUACAUUCCGAAAAAUGUGGCUUGGAAAGAAGGAGUAUGAUGAUGUCGGAGCAUCAGCACUGCACAAGAAGUUUUUCUAA
This is a messenger RNA of Caenorhabditis briggsae, 1125 nucleotides long. Bases 1 to 1125 code for a protein of 374 amino acids. Lineage: Eukaryota; Metazoa; Nematoda; Chromadorea; Rhabditida; Rhabditidae. The transcript is spliced from 4 exons. The record is from RefSeq and is a predicted model, not a curated record.